Messenger RNA from Laetiporus sulphureus 93-53, 679 nucleotides. RefSeq lists its product as uncharacterized. Lineage: Eukaryota; Fungi; Basidiomycota; Agaricomycetes; Polyporales; Laetiporaceae. The record is from RefSeq and is a predicted model, not a curated record. Bases 115 to 546 code for a protein of 143 amino acids. The transcript is spliced from 4 exons.
CUUGUACUGUGAAUGUCAUGGCUACUUUUUGGCGCGCGCUGUUGCUAGUGGUCGUAGAGGGAAAACUCAGAAAUCAGACCAGCUAAUGCUGAUGUCUCGAGAUUACUCUGCAACAUGCCCUCUGGCACAUUCUCUCCCGGCAGCGCGGCACUCACAUUCCGUGCGCGCAGCUGCGAAAGGACACCGCCACGACCGAUGCUACCGGUCUCGGUCAUCCUGCACUGCUGUGUAAACGUUCGUGCGCGCAUGACCGUCUUGCGGCCCCUCAUCCCUCCACCUCGUCUGGUCCGCGUCAUUUGUUGCGGCAAUGACCCGCUUUCUCCCUUGGCCGGCUCACGGGUGUUUCUUCACUGCCACUAUCCGGAUGUGUCUGCGCCACAGCUCGCUCUGCGGUGGCUGAUAGAGCCUGUGUGGCCCGGCGCCGCUAUUGGCUCGCUUAGCUGCGUGCGCGCGAAGUUAUUACGAUCGUUGCCCGCUUACGGCAUGAACAAUGGGACAACUCGGGGAGGACACGGCGACUUGCGCCUCAAGUCAUCUGGCGCUUGAUCAGAUUCACGUGACUUGUGUACGCGUCAUAACGGGAAAACUUGUCGGUCCCCCAACCCGCGGCACGCCACAGUGACGGGCCUGGAGUCUAGCCAGUGUGAAAUGUUGUUAUCGACGAGCAAGCGAGCACCCU